This is a messenger RNA of Closterium sp. NIES-67, 614 nucleotides long. The record is from the annotation of a GenBank genome assembly. NCBI's taxonomy places the organism in Eukaryota, Viridiplantae, Streptophyta, Zygnematophyceae, Desmidiales, Closteriaceae.
AUUGUCGGCCGUUCCACCCCAUGGUAUGAGCGCUUCAAGCACCUGCAGAUGGUCAUCCACAACACCAACCUGGAGAAUCAAGGACUCUACCUUAUCCGGUGGCUCUCACGUGGCGAUGCAAUCAAGAGGCUCUGCAGCAUUCUCGGAGCGGCGAUCGUUGUCCUCAUCGAGUACAACCACAAGCUGGCACCGGUUGUGAAGACGCUGAAAUUUCACUACUACCUGUACUUCCUCGCUGACGUCCUCGCCGAGAUGAACACCCUCAACAGGUUCUUUCAGAGGCGCUCUGUGGACAUCACCCUGGUGUCCCAGGAGGUUGACCGCACGGUCACCUACAUCCGGCACCGUUACAUCGAGUACGGUGCGACAUUCGGGGCGGGGAUGAGCAAGAGGCUGACCAAGUUCCUGCAGCGGCACGCCAACGGCAAGCGCAGCAUCGUCGUCGAUGGCAUGGACAACGACGGAAGUCCCUGCACGCACGCAUUCGAACUCUCGGAGAAGAAGCUACCGGGCCACAAGUGGCAGCAUGUCGGACUGUGAGGACCUUUGCUCUGCGUUCGCCAAAGACAUGGUGGCGAAUGUGGAGCAGAGGCUGUGGGAUCUGAAGUGGAUGG